AUGGCGCUGCAGGAGACCGCCACCACGACGCCUGGGGGCGCGAAGAAGGGCGAAGUCCUCGAUGGAGGCCAGCUGGUGCAAAUCAUCGAUUACGACGGCGACAUCGUCGCUGAUAUUGGGGCUUGGAUGAAGAAGCAGCACGUGGCGGAUGCAGGGUUCAACUACAACGUCAUCACGAUCCUGGGGUCUCAGUCCAGCGGCAAAAGCUCGCUGAUGAACGCACUCUUUGACUGCAACUUCCAGGUGAUGGAUCACAUCCAUGGGCACUCGCAGACGACCAAGGGCAUCUGGCUGGGGCGAGACGGGCUCUCCGCGGCGGCAGACUCCCGCGCGCGGCCUUGCCUCGUGGUCGAUGUCGAGGGCAUCGACAGCCGCGAGCGAGGGGAAGACCGACAGACUUUCGAGCACCGGAGCGCACUCUUCGCGCUGGCCCUGGCGGACUGCCUCGUCAUCAACGUCUGGUAUCACUCCCUGGGCAACUUCACCGCCUCAGGCUACGGACUGCUCAAAACCGUCAUGGAAGUCAACCUCGAGCUGUUCGCCCAGGAGCGAAACACGCCUCGCACAAUUUUGCUCUUCGCUGUGCGCGACUGGGCGGAGGUCAUGACUCCCCUAGAGACAGUGAAGCAGAAAAUUGCGCGGGAAUACGUCGAGAGAAUCUGGAAUGAAAUCCAAAAGCCCCCGGCCUUCGAACACUCGAUGCCAUAUGACUUGUUUGACUUCCAGGUCUUCGGCCUCGCGCACAAGUUCAUGAAUCCGCAGCAGUUCGAUAAAGACGUCGAAGUCCUGCGCCAGACAUGGAUGACUUCACUCCGACCUGCGCGCUAUUCGCGCCAGGUGCCUGCGGACGGCUUCGCGCACUACGCUACCUCGAUUUGGGAGGUGAUCAAGCAGCAGGAACACCUGAACAUCCCGAACCAGAAGGAGAUGUUGGCGAUUUACCGCUGCCAGGAGAUCAAGGCGCAGGCACUCGCCGGCCUGACCGCCGAGGUCGCAGCAAUGAACGCGAAGAUCCAGAAAAAGGAAGUCGACGCGCCGCAGUUCUCCCAGUGGCUGAGCGUGCUCGCAGCCUCCGCAGUGGCGGAGUACCUCGAGCACGCCUCGCGCUACCAAGCUGACGUCUGCCGGCGCGUGAAGGCUGAGCUUCUGGAAGGGCUGACGGCUGUGGCGCAGCCCCUCGUGGACUCCUUGUUGAGCAACACGCGCGACAGCAUCGCGAGGGACUUCUCCGAGGAGCUCAUGUCCUCGUUUGCGGCGGCAAAGGGCGAUCCCCCGAUCACACUCUCAGGUCAGGCCGUGCUGGACGCGUGGAGCGGCUACAACGAGGGCACGGCGGAGCUGCUGCGCGACGCGCAGCGUCGAUUCCUCGCGGUGGCGGAUGCGUGCGGCGCGAAGCUGCCCGAUGGCUCACAGCUCGCGUUUGCCACAGACCUCGUCCUCGACGGCAUGACGCGCGUGUUGAGCAAAGACGUCGAGGCCGUGCGAGAGAAGCAACAGGCACAGCUCGUCGCGCUCCUCCAGAAAACGUGCGACGGCAAGCUAGUCGGCGUGUCUGACAGCCUUGCGUCUCGAGAGUUUUCGCCAGAGAAGUUCUGGGAGUUAUGCCGCGUGAAGACGGCCGCGGCAGCCGAGGAAUGCUUCACUCUCUUUCGUAAAGCCCACAUAGGCCUCGCUUCUUCUUCCUCGUCUUCAACUUCUCUUACGAGUCCUCGCAAGCGCGCGAGAGAGACUUCUGAGGAGGACAGCUUCCGCGUCCAGUGCCGCGUUCUCGCGCUCAUGCAGCUGCGCAAGCAGAUGCAGAGCAUCGUCGCGAACGUCCACGUCUUUAUUCUCGACCGCUUCCAGACCUUCUUCAGCUACGACCCCAACGACCAGCCUCGACAGUGGGAAGCGCUUACCCCCGAUCAGCUGCAGAAGAUCUUUGUCGAGGCAAAGGAACAGGCUCUAGUUCUCGUUCCCACGUUCGCGUGCAUGCGCCUGCAUCCGCUGAGCAUCUCGACGGCGUCGCUGCUUCCCGCUGCGGCGGAGAGCUCGCCUGCCGACUUCCUCGAUCGCCCAGAGUUCUCUGCGGCGGAGCGCGAGGAGCUGGCGCCGCUUCCGGCGCAGUUUUUCGCGCCGCUGUUGGACGCGCUGCAGGCGCAGACUGCGCGGCAGAAGACGCUUCGGCAGAUGCAGCAGAUGUGCCGCGACGCGCAGGCGCUGCAGCAGGGGAAGGGCACAGUUUCGUGGCGCAGCGUGCCGCUCUGGGGUUGGCUCCUGCUGCUCGCACUUGGCUGGAAUGAGCUCGCGGCUGUGCUGCAGUUCCUCACGGGGAACUGGAUCUUUUUUCCGAUCUUUCUCGUCGCGCUCGCCGCGGCGGCCGCUGCAGUCUUUACCGGAAAUGUUCAGGUCGCGCUCGCCAGCCUCCAGCACUUCCUUCUUCUCGCGAAAACUGUCGCCUUGCCCGUCGCGAGGGAGCUCCUCGUGAAGGCGCUCAACGCUGUAGACCCUCAACCGGCUGCGCCGCGGCGCACCGAGCGGGACUCCCGCGGCUCUCCUCGAGGCGCCGCGGCCACAGUUGAAGAACUCAAACGGCCGCAGGAUCUGCCGCCAAAGACCGGCGCCGCCUCGUCUCCGCCGCGAGCCGAAGCCUCGCCGCGAAGCAGGGAAUCCGAGUCCAUGUGA
This is a messenger RNA of Besnoitia besnoiti, 2664 nucleotides long. Its product is annotated as root hair defective 3 gtp-binding protein (rhd3) protein. The transcript has 21 exons. The record is from RefSeq and is a predicted model, not a curated record. Gene Ontology annotation, cellular component: endoplasmic reticulum. Gene Ontology annotation, molecular function: GTP binding; GTPase activity. NCBI's taxonomy places the organism in Eukaryota, Apicomplexa, Conoidasida, Eucoccidiorida, Sarcocystidae. Gene Ontology annotation, biological process: endoplasmic reticulum membrane fusion. Bases 1 to 2664 code for a protein of 887 amino acids.